This is a messenger RNA of Paramormyrops kingsleyae, 5207 nucleotides long. RefSeq names its product nucleotide-binding oligomerization domain containing 1 (gene nod1). Gene Ontology annotation, biological process: regulation of apoptotic process. NCBI's taxonomy places the organism in Eukaryota, Metazoa, Chordata, Actinopteri, Osteoglossiformes, Mormyridae. The record is from RefSeq and is a predicted model, not a curated record. Gene Ontology annotation, cellular component: cytoplasm. Gene Ontology annotation, molecular function: protein binding.
UUCAUCUGCGCUACGGGGCGUGGUUUUCUCUUCGGGAUUUUGGAGCAAUAUUGCUGCGCUCUCUGCUUUCACUCACUUUGAGAUGACAAUAGACGCAUCCCAUGCAUGUGAGUGGUGAGGGUGGGCCAGCUGCUGCCACGCUGUGCGGCCCAGGCAUGGAGGUGACCUCCAGAGGCCCUGUGUCCACCUACAGGUUGCUCACAGUGCACAGGGAACUGCUGGUGCAUCAGGUGAAGAAUGUCCAGUGCAUUCUGGACAACUUCCAACGCAGUGGCUUCUUCUGCUCUGAGGAUGUAGAGAUUGUACUACGUACCCCUACUAAGCCUGACCAGGUGCGUAAAAUCCUGGAGCUGGUCCAAAGCAAAGGGGAAGAAACCUCGGAAUACUUUGUGUACAUUCUUCACAAGAUCUGCGACGCCUUUAUUGACCUACAGCCUUGGCUUAAGGAUGUCCAGUAUGACCCCUCCAGCUUCAUCCAGCAAAUACCAGUGCAUAACACUGACCCAAUCAGCAGAUACACUGAGAAGCUGCGACAUGAGCUGGGACGUGACACCCAGUUUAUGGUGUCCUACUCCCAGAAGGAGGAGAUCCCUCUGGAGGACAUGUACACAGACACCCUGAUGGAGAUGCUCAAUGAACGCAACGAGAGCCUCAGCUAUGUUGAUAGCAUGGAGCAACUCCUGGACGACACUGGGGCCUUCAACAAGCAUGCUGAAACUGUCUUAAUAACUGGCGAUGCAGGCAUUGGCAAGUCAAUCCUGCUCCAGAAGGUGCAGAACCUAUGGUCCAAAAGGGAGCUGAUGACUGGGGCCAAAUUUUUCUUCAAGUUCCGAUGUAGGAUGUUCAGUUCUUUCAAAGAGACAGAUGAGAUCUCCUUGAAGGACCUCCUAUUCAAGCACAAUUGCUACCCAGACAAUGAUCCAGAUGGGGAGAUCUUCAGUUAUAUUCAGAGGUUCCCCGAGACGGUGCUCUUCACAUUUGAUGGCUACGAUGAGUUAAACCCUGAUUUCGACUUGGGUAACAUGCCUGAGGUGGUGUCCCCAGAAGAUAAGACCCACCCACUCCUACUACUCAUGAACCUUCUCAGUGGAAAGUUGCUCAAGGGAUCCCUGAAAAUUCUCACUGCUCGAACAGGAACUGAGGUUGAAAGUCGGGUGCUGAAAAAGAAAGUGUUUCUCAAGGGGUUCUCCCCAGAGCACCUCAAGCGAUACACCACCCUGCACUUCCCAGAGAGGGAGUACAGGGACCAGGUGUCUGUGCAGCUGGAGGCUAACCCCCACCUCUGCAGCUUGUGCUCCAUCCCCUUGUUCUGUUGGAUCAUCUUUAAGAGCUUCAAGCACUUCCGCGCCAUGUAUGAUGACUAUGAGCUUCCUGAAAGCUGUGUGACCAUCACCAAAGUUUUCCUGCUGCUGUCUGAGGUCUUCCUCAGCCGCUUGUCCAGCCCCAGCAUGCUGAAGAAGAGCACCCGCUGUACCAGUGACAUGUUCAAAGCAGGACUUCGGGUUUUGGCAGCUGUGGCGAAGCUGGCCCUCCUUGGGAUGCGGAGGGGCAGCUUUGUGUUUGAUUAUAAUGAAAUCUCUGAAUGUGGCAUCAGUGAUGAUGACCUGCAGGUAGGCUUCCUGAGGCCGGUCGACCACUAUGAUGGCUGUGUUCAACCUGCCACCUUUGAAUUCCUGCACGUAACCCUGCAGUCUUUCCUGGCUGCCUUUGGCCUCAUACUGGAAGAGGAAAUUAAGUCCAGGGAGAUCCUGGAGUUUUUUGCUGAGUGUGAAUACCGGAAAGAGUCUCGCUUCUCCUGUGGUCCAUGCCUUGGGGGUUCCAAGCCCCGUGAGAGUGACCCCUUUCAGGCGAAUGAGCAUCUCCAGUUCACCAACCUCUUCCUAUGCGGACUGCUCUCUAAGCCCAAUGGCAGCCUACUGGAGCACCUGCUUCCCCCGGCCUCUUUGCGCAAGAAGAGGGGAGUUCUCAAAUCUUACUUUUCCAAAACCGUGAAGUCACAUAUGCGGGGCCUGCCACGCUACACAGGUGAGACCGGAGGCAAGAAGGUACAUGUGAUGGGCAACUUCCUGUGGAUGCUACGCUGCAUUUUCGAGACCGCCAGCGAGGACGUGGCCCGGCUGGCCGCCAGGGGCAUCUCCGCUGACUACAUAAAGCUGGCCUACUGCAACAUGUUCUGCUCCGACUGUGGAGCUCUCAACUUUGUGCUGCACCACCACCGCAAGCAUCUGGGCGUGGACAUGGACAACAACAACAUCGGCGACUAUGGCGUCAAGCAACUGCGCCCAUCAUUCAGCAAGAUGACCGUGGUGAGGCUGUGCGUCAACCAAGUCACAGACAGCAGCAUGGAAGUGCUUGCAGAGGAGUUGGUGAAGUAUAAAGUGGUCACAGUCCUGGGACUUUACAAGAAUCACAUCACAGAUGUUGGAGCUAAACUGAUUGCUCAGAUCAUUGAGCAAUGCCCAAGUUUGAGAAUUGUCAAACUUGGGUGUAACAAAAUCACCAAUGUAGGGGGGAAGUGCUUGGCCAGUGCGGUUCAGAAGAGCAAAACCAUCUUUGAUAUUGGGAUGUGGGGUAACCCCAUCGGAGACGAGGGGGCCACAGCGUUCGCAGAGGCACUAAAGAACCACCCCAGCUUGACCAACCUGAGCCUCUCAGCCAAUGGCAUCACCUCAGAAGGGGGGCGGAGCCUGGCCGCUGCUCUCAAGGAGAACAACUCUCUUCACAUUUUCUGGAUGCUCCAGAACGAGCUCUCAGACGAGGCGGCAACCACCCUGGCUGAAGCAGUCCGGGUUAACAUGGGACUGACCCAUCUCAUGCUAAUGAACAACAAGCUAACGGUCAAGGGAGCCAAGGAGCUGGCUGAGGCACUGACUCACAACACAACUCUGAAGGAGAUCUGUGUGAAAGGAAACCUCAUUACAGAGGAGGAAGAGAAGCAGUUUGAGGCAGAGACCAGACUGCGCUUCUGUUGAUAAAAUGAACGUGAAACUGUGUGUGUGUGUGUGUAAGAGAGAGAGAGAGAGAGAGAGAGAGAGAGAGAGACUGAUCACACGAUCACACAAGAGGGACAGGAGAGAACAAGGAACCCCAACCCCCCCCUGCACACACAAACACAGACUGGGAGACACAAAGCAAAACCCACAGAAUCUGACCGACAGCUAAGGACUUGCAGAUAAAAACUGAAAUAUUUGUUUUCACAGCAGAUUCUCAUGUAUGUGCUGCUUGGAGAGCUACACACGCAGGUACAUUAAACAUCUUUUUAAUAACAUAGAAUCAGUCAGCUAUAUCUGAGCUUGCUUCACAUGCAUCUUUUACAAUAAACAUCAAAGUGUCAGCCAUUCCAGAAUCAAACUCCCUUCAUUUUAUCUCUAAAGGCAGAUACUGCCAGACACCAGCUGCUCUGACCCGUCAAUUUCGCUUGUGGGAGUUUUACUUGCCAAAAAUAUAUGAAGUGCAGAAGGAAAAAUUAUUGUUUCAGAGAGAUAACCAAUCAGAAUGUAGAGGUGGGUCCAAGCAGCUAUAGGAGGUGGUACCAAGACAUCAGAUUGGUUGGUCCCGCCUCCUCUAGUUACUUGGACCCACCUCCUCAGCAAUCUUAUUGGUGCAGUCUGUAAUCUGAACAUUUUUGUACAAGUAAAACUCCCAUGAGCAUCCGGUUUAACUGGGAACCAGGUUUCACAACUUGUCAACUCGCAGUAUGUGGUAAUCCCAGCAACCUUAGUUCUAGAGCUGUCACGACUACUCGAUUAAACUCGAUUACUCGAUUAUUUGGUUACUCGAUUAAACUCGAUUAUUAGAAAGCAUUGAUCAAAAUGUUCCUAAUUACUCAGCAAUACAACAGAAAGAAGGUGGUGUGUAGAGGAUGAGGAUCCAAAGCAUCAAGAACUUCAUAUUAAAAGUGAAUGAAAAUGCAGUCGUCUGUCAGUAUUGCAAAGCAGAGCUCAAAUUGCACUACAUGCAAUGCAAAUACGUGUUAGAAGAAAUUCAGGUGUGACAGACUAACCCAGCAAUAUGGGUUAGCCAUUGGUAUGUGCCGUUUGGCCUCUCUGAGUAGCCUAGUCUGUCUGUCAUCACUUUCACUUUAAUUAUUUUGCUUAAUUUACUUUCUACAAUCCCUGUAUGUAGCUUAGUAUGAUCAUCUUACGUAAUGCGGUGCAUGUAACCAAUUACUCAUUUUUGUGAAUGCAUUGUAUGUUAGGACUGGAUGAUUCUGGAAGAAGUUUGCAUUAUAAUAUUUGAAGUUUCUGUGAUUAUUUUGGAGUUGAAAAUGAAAUAUAGAGCGAGAAGAAACAUUACAAAAGUGUCUGGCAAAUAACUUAGUGAUGCCCUGAGUUAUACCAAGACACAAAGCAGAGCCGACAAAUCACUGGCUUCUGCUCAGUAUCAUUUCUAUGGAAUACAUGUCAUGGCCUGUUCCUGUUUGUGUUUCCCCUCUUCACUUAUUUUUGUUUAAAUUCUCAUAAACGCGCCACAAGAUCUAUGAGUGACAACAACAAGGACAUGAAUGAUUUUGAUCAGGGGUCUCAAACUACCAGCCCAUCUAACAUCUGACUCCCCCAGCCCCCAACAUGUUUUUAUUUCACUAUCUGUCCCCCAAAUCAAUCUUUAAUUUGUACCAGGGAUGAAAUGGUUACUGGUUUCAGGGUAAAAUUCCACAUGGUUAGUAUUACCAUUUCAAAUUUGAAUUAUUAAAACGGUGAUUGAAUAUGGCACUUAGAAAAACUUGUCCAGCAUCAAACAAAGUUACCGACAGUUUCCCAAACACAAGCACACUGGCACUGCGUGCAACUUGGGUUUGUUUUGUGUCCGUAAAAAUAUGGCACAAGGUAGUGAUGGCAAUUUUUCAGCCUUUUAAGUGGACUAAGUCUGGCUUGGUCAUCCUUUGGAUUUACUUCAUGACCACCAACCACUUCUACUUACUAAUAAUUUCUCAGUAAUGUAAACUGAAGCUUUCAGAUUAACCUGCUCUAGUUAAAAGCACAACAUGGCAGUGGUGUGAUGGCGUAGAGAAGCUGGCUUUUGCGUCAGCGUCAGACCUAGUUGAAUGUCCAUCUGCUGAGAAUGAAUUCUGUACGUUUGUAUUUAUAUAUUCUUGAAACAAAACAGCUUAGGCCACUUUGUUUCCUUCUUCUGUAUGGAUUUUCCAGUAUAGCUAUAUGAUGUGACAGGAUUAUUUGUAUUUGAAAUACAGUAAAUAGCUGAACUGA